Molecule: messenger RNA, 780 nt
Organism: Colletotrichum graminicola M1.001
Lineage: Eukaryota; Fungi; Ascomycota; Sordariomycetes; Glomerellales; Glomerellaceae
Product: acetyltransferase
Exons: 1
Coding region: 1-780 (259 amino acids)
Molecular function (GO): acyltransferase activity, transferring groups other than amino-acyl groups
Source: RefSeq, a predicted model, not a curated record
AUGGCCUCCGCCUCCGCCUCAAGCCCGGCCGCCGCCGGCCGCCCCGCAAAAGCCGACGUGGUCAUCCGCCUCGCCACCCGCGACGACGUCCCCGUCCUCGCCUCCAUCGCCGACGCCGCGUUCCGGACGGACGCGCACACGCAGCUCAAGGCCGCGUUCCGCGGGGCGGACGACUUCGCCGAGGGCAUGGCGCAGGCGCUGGCGUCCUGGGUGGACCACCCCAAGGUCGACGUCGUCGUCGCCGAGCAGCUGCACCCCGCCGGCAGCGGCAAGCUGGUGGGCUGGGCCGGGUGGGUACGGAGGGGGUUCGCCGGCGACACGGACGGGCCCCUGGGCGACGGCCCGUCCCAGGAGCCGACGGCGGAAGCCUGCCUCGGCGGGAGGACGGCGGGGACGUUGGCGGAGCUGGGCGAGCUGACGGACGCGUCGAUGGGGUACUGGGUGCGGCGGUUCAUGCCCGAGGGGGCGCGGUGCCGGUACCUGUGCAGCUACGUCGUGCACCCGGACUUCCAGUCGCGCGGCGUCGGGUCGCGGCUGAUGAGGUGGGGGACCGACAAGGCGGACGCGGAGCCGGGAGUGUACUGCUGGGUGCAGUCGUCCAUGGGCGGCAAGGCCGCGUUCGAGCGGCAGGGCUUCCGCGAGGCCGGGAGGCUGGAGGCGGACUUGGACGCCUUCGCCGAGGGGAAGACGCCGGGCGAGGAGAACGAGCAGAUCACGGGCAGCAGGGAUUCAUGGGGCAAGUAUGUUUGGGUGUACAUGAGGAGAGACGCGAGGGCGUGA